GGCAUCAAUGGGGUUGGGGGCAUCAAUGGGGCUGGGGACAUUGAUGCGGAUUUGGGGUCCCAUCUAUGGUUUGGGGUCCCAUCUAUGGGGUCAGGGUCCCACUUAUGGGGUUUGGGGUCCCAUCUAUGGGGUCAGGGUCCCAUCUAUGGGGUUUGGGGUCCCACCUAUGGUUUGGGGUCCCAUUUAUGGGGUCAGGCUCCCACUUAUGGGGUCAGGGUCCCACUUAUAGGGUUUGGGAUCCCAUCUAUGGGGUCAGGGUCCCAUUUAUAGGAUCAGGGUCCCAGUGAUGGGGUUUGGGGUCCCAUUUCUGGUCUGGGGUCCCAUCUAUGGGGUUUCGGGUCCCAUCUAUGGGGUCAGGGUCCCACUUAUAGGAUCAGGGUCCCAUCUAUGGGGUCAGGCUCCCACUUAUGGGGUUUGGGGUCCCAUCUAUGGGGUCAGGCUCCCACUUAUGGGGUUUGGGGUCCCAUUUAUAGGAUCAGGGUCGCACUUACGGGGUCUGGGGUCCCAUCUAUGGUCUGGGGUCCCAGUUAUGGGGUCAGGGUCCCAUCUACAAGGUUUGGGGUCCCAUCUAUGGGGUCAGGGUCCCAUCUAUGGGGUUUGGGGUCCCAUUUCUGGUCUGGGGUCCCAUCUAUGGGGUCAGGGUCCCACUUAUGGGGUCAGGGUCCCAUCUAUGGCGUCAGGGCCCCACUUAUGGGGUUUGGGGUCACAGUUAUAGGAUCAGGGUCCCAUCUAUGGUUUGGGGUCCCAUCUAUGGGGUCAGGGUCCCACUUAUGGGGUCUGGGGUCCCAUCUAUGGGCUCAGGGUCCCAUCUAUGGGGUUUGGGGUCCAUCUAUGGGGUCAGGGUCCCAUCUAUGGGGUCAGGUUCCCACUUAUGGGGUUUGGGGUCCCAUCUAUGGUUUGGGGUCCCAUCUAUAGGAUCAGGGUCCCACUUAUGGGGUUUGGGGUACAACUUAUGGGGUUUGGGGUCCAUCUAUGGGGUCAGGGUCCCAUCUAUGGGGUCAGGUUCCCACUUAUGGGGUUUGGGGUCCCAUCUAUGGUUUGGGGUCCCAUCUAUGGGGUCAGGGUCCCAUCUAUGGGGUCAAGGUCCCACUUAUGGGGCCAGGGUCCCAUGUAUGGGAUUUGGGGUCCCAUUUACAGGAUCAGGGUCCCAUCUAUGGGGUCAGGGUCCCAUCUAUGGGGUUUGGGGUCCCAUUUAUAGGAUCAGGGUCCUAUGUAUGGGGUUUAGAGUCCCAUUUCUUGUUUGGGGUCCCAUCUAUGGGGUCAGGCUCCCACUUAUGGGGUUUGGGGUCCCAUCUAUGGGGUCAGGGUCCCAUCUAUGGGGUUUGGGGUCCCAUUUCUGGUUUGGGGUCCCAUCUAUGGGGUUUGGGGUCCCAUUUAUGGGGUCAGGGUCCCAUCUAUGGGGUCAGGCUCCCACUUAUGGGGUUUGGGGUCCCACUUAUGGGGUCAGGCUCCUACUUAUGGGGUUUGGGGUCCCACUUAUGGGGUCAGGGUCCCAUUUAUAGGAUCAGGGUCCCAUCUAUGGGGUCAGGCUCCCACUUAUGGGGUUUGGGGUCCCACUUAUGGGGUCUGGGGUCCCAUUUAUAGGAUCAGGGUCCCAUCUAUGGGGUCAGGGUCCAUCUAUGGGGUCAGGGUCCCAUCAAUGUGGGGUCAGGCUCCCACUUAUGGGGUUUGGGGUCCCAUUUCUGGUCUGGGGUCCCAUCUAUAGGAUCAAGGUCCCAUCUAUGGGGUUUGGGGUCCCAUCUAUGGGGUCAGGGUCCCACUUAUGGGGUUUGGGGUCCCAUUUCUGGUUUGGGGUCCCACUUAUGGGGUUUGGGGUCCCAUCUAUGGUUUGGGGCCCCAGUUAUGGGGCCAGGGUCCCAUUGAUGGGGUUUGGGGUCCCAUUUCUGGUUUGGGGUCCCAUCUAUGGGGUUUGGGGUCCCAUUUCUUGUUUGGGGUCCCAUUUAUGGGGUCAGGGUCCCACUUAUGGGGUUUGGGGUCCCAUCUAUGGUCUGGGGUCCCACUAAUGGGGUCAGGGUCCCAUCUAUGGGGUCUGGGGUCCCAUUUAUGGGGUCUGGGGUCCCAUCUAUGGGGUCAGGGUCCCACUUAUGGGGUCAGGGUCCCACUUAUGGGGUUUGGGGUCCCAUCUAUGGGGUCAGGGUCCCAUCUAUGGGGUUUGGGGUCCCAUUUCUGGUUUGGGGUCCCAUCUAUGGGGUUUGGGGUCACAGUUAUAGGAUCAAGGUCCCACUUAUGGGGUUUGGGGUCCCAUCUAUGGGGUCAGGCUCCCACUUAUGGGGUCAAGCUCCCACUUAUGGGCUCUGGGGUCCCACUUAUGGGGUCUGGGCUCCCACUUAUGGGUCCAGCGCCCCCCACCGACCCAUCGC
Lagopus muta (rock ptarmigan) is the source of this 2360-nucleotide messenger RNA. RefSeq lists its product as uncharacterized. The transcript is spliced from 2 exons. NCBI's taxonomy places the organism in Eukaryota, Metazoa, Chordata, Aves, Galliformes, Phasianidae. The record is from RefSeq and is a predicted model, not a curated record. The coding region runs from base 591 to 1502 and encodes 303 amino acids.